AUGCCGUCGUCAUUGUUUUUUCUCCCACGACCCCCCGCCCGCAUUUUUUGCAAAAUAACUGUCAGCCCUGUCACUGCUCUGUUACAAUGCGGUUACAACGCUGUUACAACGCCCGUUACACUCUGCCCACGUGCUCCCCUACCAUUGCCAUCUAGACUCUCCCGUGCCAUACUGCACUCCAGUCUGAAACAACGCGUCAUCGACGUCAUCCCCAAAUCGCAUACAACAAUGCUCCUUCAGCUGCUAAUCUUUGUUGCCAUUGCCAAGCUCAGCAACUAA
Chondrus crispus (carragheen) is the source of this 279-nucleotide messenger RNA. RefSeq lists its product as hypothetical. The record is from RefSeq and is a predicted model, not a curated record. NCBI's taxonomy places the organism in Eukaryota, Rhodophyta, Florideophyceae, Gigartinales, Gigartinaceae. The transcript has a single exon. Bases 1 to 279 code for a protein of 92 amino acids.